Molecule: messenger RNA, 1219 nt
Organism: Panicum virgatum (switchgrass)
Lineage: Eukaryota; Viridiplantae; Streptophyta; Magnoliopsida; Poales; Poaceae
Product: THO complex subunit 4B-like
Exons: 5
Coding region: 160-927 (255 amino acids)
Biological process (GO): mRNA export from nucleus
Cellular component (GO): nucleus
Molecular function (GO): mRNA binding
Source: RefSeq, a predicted model, not a curated record
GGAAAGGAAGGGAGCUCGUGCCAGUGUGCCACACCCGCACCCGCCACCCGCCCUCGCCCGCAGUUCACAUCAGCCGCCGCCGCCGCAGCAGCAGCAGCACAGCGACGUCGCCGCCGUCCCCCCGCUGCCGGGCCGGUUCCCUUCCAGCCGCCGGGGGCCAUGUCGAGCGGCCUGGACAUGUCCCUGGACGACCUCAUCAAGCAGUCCAAAUCCCGGCCCAAGUCCAACCCGGCCUCCUCGUCGGGGCCAGCCCGCCGCGCGCCGCCGCCCGCCCGCGCGGCGCCCUACCCGCCGGCCGCCCCCAAGGCCCACCGCGCCGCCGCCGCCGCCGACUCGCCCUACGGGGUCUACUCCGAGCACAUCGCCGCCAUGGCCGCUGUCGUGCCGCCGCAGCCGGCCGCCGCGAGGUCGCUCGAGACGGGGACGAAGCUGCACAUCUCCAACCUUGACGCCGGCGUCACCGUCGAGGAUGUCCAGGAACUCUUCUCGGAGGUUGGCGAGCUCAAACGUUACUCAAUGAACUAUGACAAAGAUGGGACAUCCAAGGGAACUGCGGAAGUUGUCUUUGCAAGGAAGGUGGAUGCUUUGGAUGCCAUCAAGAGAUACAAUGGCGUUCUACUUGAUGGGAAGCCAAUGAACAUAGAGCUCAUCGGAAACAAUGCCGAACCACCUCCCAUGCCACCAGUAAUACACAACCGUCCUUUGCAGAACUAUAAUGAUAUCCAUAGCAGUGUGCCUCAAAACCAAAGAGGUGUUCUGCGAAGAGCACCUCAAAGCAAUGGUCGUGGUGGAGGCAGUAGUCAGAGCAGUGGUGGUCGCGGACAAGGGAAAGGCCGAGGGCAGGACCGGAACCGCACGCCCCUAUCUGCGGCAGAUCUUGAUGCUGAACUGGACAAUUACCAUGCAUCGGCAGUGAAAGAGAAAUGAUGCUCUGGCGUCCUGCUUAUUGUACUGGUGGGAAGGUGCUGAGGUUGCGGCUUUGUUUUAGAAGUUUGAGGUUGUUACUAUCCUAGCUAUAGUGUUUUGUACUAGAUAUUUUUUUCCGCAUAGUUAUAGAACCAUUCAGAUAUAUUGUUUGUGCACUACGAUUCUGGUGUGGACCAUAAUUGAUCCAGUUAGUACUACAUCCAGGAUGUAAGUUAUGCUAAUUUGCAGCCCUGUAGGCACGGUUGAGAACAAAUGCAAACCAACGGUUUCGUCUGUGCUACUCUGGCUCUAA